This is a messenger RNA of Acanthopagrus latus (yellowfin seabream), 1291 nucleotides long. RefSeq names its product HUS1 checkpoint clamp component (gene hus1). NCBI's taxonomy places the organism in Eukaryota, Metazoa, Chordata, Actinopteri, Spariformes, Sparidae. Gene Ontology annotation, cellular component: site of double-strand break; checkpoint clamp complex; nucleolus. The transcript has 8 exons. The record is from RefSeq and is a predicted model, not a curated record. The coding region runs from base 107 to 964 and encodes 285 amino acids. Gene Ontology annotation, biological process: mitotic intra-S DNA damage checkpoint signaling; nucleotide-excision repair; telomere maintenance.
UCCGCCGGACCUUCCUCACGGACGGACCAAACAAAUCACCCGCCGGACACCAGACCGGAAGUGCUCCUCACGGACUCUGCAGUGAAAUUUAGCGUCAAAACUCAAAAUGAAGUUUCGAGGAAAAAUCAUCGACGUCGCGUGUCUGAAUCAUUUCACCCGAGUCAUCACCACCAUCUCAAAGCUGACGAAGAUCUGCGUCCUGCGUCUGACUCCAGACAACCUGUUCUUCGUCCUGUCCGGUAAAGUGGCCAACGGAGGAGUCAGCAUGUGGUGUGAGCUGUCACAGGCCAACUUCUUCGAUGAGUACCAGAUGGAGGGCGUGUCCUCUGAGGACAAUGAGAUCUGUCUUGAGGUGACUCCAGAGAAUCUGUCCAGAGCGCUGAAGACGGUCCAGAACGCCAAGGCCGUCAAACUUAAACUGACCAAGAAGCACUGCCCCUGUCUCACCAUCGCUGCCGAGCUGCCCACCCUGUCCAGCAUCAGCAGAGUCGUCACCCACGACGUCCCGGUCGACGUCAUCCCCCGGAGACUCUGGCACGAGUUCAAAGAGCCGAGCAUGCCAGACUUCGAUGUCAGCAUCUACCUGCCUCCUCUGAAGACGAUGAAGAACGUCGUGGACAGAAUGAAGAACCUCUCCAACUUCCUGGUGAUGGAGGCCAACCUGAACGGAGAGAUGAACCUGAAGAUCGAGACGGACCUGGUCUCUGUCACCACUCACUUCAAAGACCUGGGAAACCCUCCGUGGGGUGAUGACGCCUCCCAGGAUGGGGGUCCGUCUCAGAGCAGGGACCCUGAGGACAUGGCCCAGGCCCGGGUGGACAUCAGGAAGCUGCAGCAGUUCCUCAUGGGGCAGCAGGUCAACCCCAGCAAGGCCAUGUGCAAUAUCGUCCACGAAAGGGUCGUCCACCUGAUUCUGCUGCAUGAAGACGUGUCGCUGCAGUAUUUUAUCCCCGCGGUGGCGUAGACGCUCUGCAGACAGCAUGAGAUGUUUCUUCUCUCAGUUUUGAGAAAUGAAAAAUGGGCGUGUGAACGUGUUUCAGGCGUUUCUCCACGCAGCAGAGAUUGUUGUCCGGCACUGAACCCACGAGACAAAACUCUGGAUGGUCCGUCCUACGUUUUAAUGAGACUGAGGACGACUGAGGAGGACUUGACCCACAGACAUUUGGUAUUAAUAAGGACACGGUGGUAAAUGUUCAUUUAUCAUGGAGGGAGAUGAGGAAAAUUAUAGUUUGGAAUAUGUUGUAUAUUAUUUAUGUGAUUUGUUUUGCAUUAAAAGUGUUACUGGCAUUUA